CCUGGGCUCAGACACUAAAGGGUGCGUGUAUGACUAAUUUUUUUUUUUUUUUAAGCAACAAUUUAUGGUACAUUACGUAUUUAACAAGCUGUUUAUGCUUCACUGUUUGGUAUAUUAAAGUUAGAUGGGUUGGGUUAGACAAAUGGGAAUUGGUGGUUUUUUGGGUUUCUCUGAAAUUCCAGGUUGUACAACCCUUCCUGAAACUUGGGCUGUGCCGUACUUGUUUUGUGUCAUCUUCUCUAAGUUUCUGUCAAGUUUUCAGUUCAAUUAUGGCUGGUGACUCUUUGAUGACUUCUAAUGGCAAUGGAAAUGGACUGCCUGAUCCACGGAGGACUUACCAAGUGGUUGUGGCUGCAACCCGAGAUAUGGGUAUUGGUAAGGAUGGAAAACUGCCCUGGAAUUUACCUUCUGACCUCAAAUUUUUCAAGGAAAUCACUGUGAAAACCUCAGAUCCUGGGAAAAAGAAUGCGGUUCUAAUGGGUAGGAAAACAUGGGAGAGUAUCCCCGUUGAGAAACGGCCUCUACCUGGUCGCCUUAAUGUUGUUCUGACUCGCUCUGGGAGUUUUGACAUUGCAACUGCAGAAAAUGUUUUAAUAUGCGGAAGUGUGGCUUCUGCUUUGGAGUUGUUAGCUGCUGCACCUUACUGUCUGUCAAUUGAAAAAGUGUUUGUUAUUGGAGGUGGCGAGAUAUUGAGGGAAACUAUCAAUGCACCUGGAUGUGAUGCUAUCCACAUUUCAGAAAUUGAGACAAGCAUUGAAUGUGACACAUUCAUGCCUGCGAUUGAUUACUCUGUAUUUCAGCCAUGGUACUCAUCCUUUCCUGUGGUGGAAAAUAACAUACGACAUUCCUUCACAACUUAUGUUCGCGUUAGGAGUUCUGCAGUUGAAUCCCUUGGUCAAAAUGGUGAUCUGAACUUCGAUAGUGGGUCGGAGACUGGUAAGUUUGAGGUAGAGAAAUUCUCUUUCCUGCCCAAGACAAUCUUUGAGAGUCAUGAGGAGUACAUGUAUCUUAGAUUGGUUCAAGAAAUCAUCUCAGAUGGAAAUCCUAAGGAUGACAGGACAGGGACUGGUACUUGGUCAAAGUUUGGCUCCCAGAUGCGGUUCAAUCUGCGCAGAACUUUCCCACUUCUUACUACCAAGAAAGUAUUUUGGCGAGGUGUCAUUGAAGAACUUCUAUGGUUUAUCAGUGGUUCAACAAAUGCAAAGGUCCUUCAGGAAAAAGGCAUUCAUAUAUGGGAUGGAAAUGCUUCCAGAGAUUACCUUGAUAGUAUCGGUUUGACAGACAGGGAGGAGGGUGACUUAGGACCUGUAUAUGGGUUCCAGUGGAGACAUUUUGGUGCUAGGUAUACUGAUAUGCAUGCUGACUACUCUGGCCAAGGAUUUGAUCAAUUGUUUGAUGUUAUUCACAAGAUUAAAAAUAAUCCUGAUGACCGACGGAUAAUACUCUCAGCAUGGAAUCCUUCUGAUCUCAAAUUGAUGGCUCUUCCACCUUGCCACAUGUUUGCACAGUUUUAUGUGGCCAAUGGUGAGUUAUCGUGUCAAAUGUAUCAGCGCUCUGCUGACAUGGGCCUCGGUGUGCCAUUCAACAUCGCAUCUUAUGCUCUCCUGACAUGCAUGAUUGCUCAUGUUUGUGAUCUUGUUCCAGGUGAUUUCAUCCAUGUUAUUGGGGAUGCUCAUGUUUAUCGCACUCAUAUCCGGCCUCUACAGGAGCAGCUUCAGAAACUCCCUAAGCCUUUUCCAAUUUUGAAGAUAAAUCCUGAGAAGAAGAAUAUAGAUUCUUUUGUGGCAGCUGAUUUCAAACUUGUAGGUUAUGAUCCUCACCAGAAGAUAGAAAUGAAAAUGGCAGUUUAGACAUCUCAUAAAGGUUCUCACUAAAAAAGCAUAGAGAAAAGUACCUCCUUCAGGCAAUGUUAGCACCUAGUUUUUGAGGAACACCUGUUGGAGGUUUAUGUUGCUAUUGAGUUCUAUACAAAUAAAGAACUACUAGUAUAUUAUACUUAAAACUAGGAACUGCAGUAAGAGAGAAUCCUUUAGUUCCAGUGUUUGGUGGAUCUAAGGUGAUUUAGUUUAUCAGUAGCUUCUUACAGUUCAUGUUCAUUUCUCCAUUUUACAAGGAGCUAUCACUUUCUUAACAGCUGCAAAUACUCUGAAAGUAGCUGGUAUCUUGAUAUUGUUGUUGAAAAUAGAAUUUGGAUCUUGAAUUCUCUUGGACUGGUUUAUCUGGUGUAUUAUUUUUAUAAAAACAGUUGCUUGGACUUUAAAAGUUUGGUAGAGAUGAUUUGGAAGUGAUUUGAUGAUCAAUCAUCAAUUUCAGCAA
Messenger RNA from Quercus robur (English oak), 2316 nucleotides. RefSeq names its product bifunctional dihydrofolate reductase-thymidylate synthase-like. The record is from RefSeq and is a predicted model, not a curated record. NCBI's taxonomy places the organism in Eukaryota, Viridiplantae, Streptophyta, Magnoliopsida, Fagales, Fagaceae. Gene Ontology annotation, molecular function: dihydrofolate reductase activity; thymidylate synthase activity. Gene Ontology annotation, biological process: one-carbon metabolic process; tetrahydrofolate biosynthetic process; dTMP biosynthetic process. Gene Ontology annotation, cellular component: cytosol; mitochondrion. Bases 30 to 1850 code for a protein of 606 amino acids. The transcript has 12 exons.